AUGUUUCGCCAUUUUACUAGAACUUAUGCUACUUAUAAAAGAUUUAACAAUACUACUAAAUCUGUAAAUUAUUACAAUUUGCUACAUUCAAGGAAGACUUUAUAUGUUGGUGGUGGUUUAAUUGGUUUUUAUAUUUAUAAUUUACAUGAAGCUCCAUAUACUCAUCGAAGAAGAUUUAUAUGGGUUCCAUUUUGGUUAGGUGAAAAGAUUGGUGAUUAUACUUAUAAACAAAUUAUGUAUCAAUAUGGUUCACAAAUUCUCCCGCAUUCAAAUCCAUUAUAUUCAAAAGUUUCAAAUGUAAUGAAUAAAUUAUUACAAGUGUCAUUAAAUAGUGAAGAAACUCAUCAAAAACAAUUUCUAAAGAAUUUAAAUUGGGAAAUUAAUAUAAUUAAUAAUGAUUCAUUACCUCCAAAUGCAUUUAUACUACCAAAUGGUAAAAUUUUUAUAUUUAGUUCAAUUCUAAGAAUUUGUCAAAAUGAUGAUGGAUUAGCAACUGUUUUAUCUCAUGAAUUAUCACAUCAAUUAGCACAACAUUCAAAUGAACAAUUAAGUUCACAACCAAUUUAUAUGGCAUUAUCUACAAUUUUAUAUACUUUAACUGGUGUUUCAUGGUUUAAUGAUUUAUUAAUUAAUGGUGUUUUAACAAUGCCUGCAUCAAGAGAAAUGGAAAGUGAAGCAGAUCAUAUUGGUUGUGAGAUUUUAGCAAGAGCAUGUUUUGAUCCAAAACAACUGAUUUAUUUUUGGCAAAGAAUGAAUCAAGCUGAAAAAAGAUUAGGAGGUGAAGCUAAUGCAAGAUUAGAAUGGUUUAGCUCUCAUCCAGCAACUUCAAGAAGAAUCGCUGAUAUUGAAUCUUGGAUGCCAAAAUUAGAACAAAUUAAAGCAGAUUCAAAUUGUCAUCUGUUUUAUCAAUUCGAUGAAUUUCAUAGAAAUUUUUUUAAACGUACAUAG
Molecule: messenger RNA, 948 nt
Organism: Insectozyma verbasci
Lineage: Eukaryota; Fungi; Ascomycota; Pichiomycetes; Serinales; Debaryomycetaceae
Source: the annotation of a GenBank genome assembly